AUGAGGCUUCUAGCGUUGCUCGCAUGUUUUCUAGCUGGAACAUCUGCAGUUCCGAUCUCCCCAAAUGCUGAUUUGAUGGAAUCAGUGUUGGUACAAGCCCAACAUGUGCCACAGCAGUUUCAGCCUGAACCUCCCAGAAUGCUCUCUGGUCCUCAGCCACGUCUGCACACUCUGACCAAUCCAUGGGCAUCUCAAAUCAACCCCAAUACUGGUCUCAGUCAGCUUCCAGUUCACUUGCAGUACUUACCCUAUCCUCAUUCCCAGCAACCGCAGUUUUUCUAUUAUCCAAUUCUUGGAGCACAAUCAAGGAACCCACCAUUCUCCUAUGGAGUGCCUGCUUUCCAGCAUGCACCAUCUCAACAAUAUCUGGCUAAUGCAGUUCCAGCUUCACAGCCAUUAAUGACACAACACAAGCCUCUAAACCAGCCUCAGCAACAGCAGGUAUCAACACAAGUUCAUCAGUUUCUUUACAUGGUUCCACAGAUUCAACAACGAAUGGCUGGAGCAUAUGGUGGAUUGAGCUCUGAGGAACUUCAGAACAUUGGACGUAUGCGUCGUGUUGAAUUGCACAUGCCUGCACUUAGAGGCAAUGUUUUUCCUCUAGCUGGACCACAACCUGUUGUACCUGUUAGCCCUUUAAGACCAACCAACACCUUCCACCCCAGCACCUUUCCGGCAGCUUCUGAAGUUCAGCUACCUAGCGUUGUAGCCGUACAACCCAGUGGGGAUGCCACAUCUGCAACUGGUGCAUCCCAUCCAAAUAAUGGAGCACUGCCUAAUAGGAUUGCUAGCGUGCAGGACCGUGAGCGAGUGCCGUGUGAUCACGACCUGCCUGCUGAAGACCCCUUCGCCAACACUGGACCUUUGGAUUCAGGUCAUGGGCCUUUCAUUUCAGCAGUUGUACCCACUGUCCAGCCUGAUCCCCAUCACAGUGAUCCUACACUCCCAACACCAUACAAAGAAGCUCUCGUUCCACCGUAUCCACCACUGCGUUCUGAUACUGUCAACACUAACACUGAUAUUUACCCCUAA
Messenger RNA from Onychostoma macrolepis, 1032 nucleotides. RefSeq names its product ameloblastin (gene ambn). Bases 1 to 1032 code for a protein of 343 amino acids. The record is from RefSeq and is a predicted model, not a curated record. NCBI's taxonomy places the organism in Eukaryota, Metazoa, Chordata, Actinopteri, Cypriniformes, Cyprinidae. The transcript is spliced from 8 exons.